AUGGAUGUGUAUUCCUUUGGAGAUCUCAUUAGUUUUGUUUCUGAUUACUUAAAAAAUAAGAAACAGUCUAAGAAGCUGAACGUCCUGGCACGAGAAAUGAUGGAUCCUGAAGCAGGGAAGCGACCAAACUUGACCAUUGUUCAGGAACGCUUGCACGAAAUCAUGAACAUCACAACGAAAUGUAAACGACUCAAAAAGAGAGUUGUCGAAGCAGUGGCAGCAGCGACCGUAUGGUGCAAAAAAUAUUUGUUCAUCGCCAAUGCUGAGGCGACAUCAACCAAUGAUACAUUUAUUUUAGUGUUGUCUAUGGUGGCGAUGGUGGCGGUGGCGAGGCCCCAGGGCGGCUAUGGUGGUCAUGGAGGACUAAUUCCCAUUGGCCCUGUACAAUAUAACUUCCAGUGGGAGGUCAACGACCCUCCGUCAGGCAACUCUUACGGUCAUCAGGAGCACAGAGAUGGAGAUAAUACUAAAGGAAGUUACUACGUGCAGCUGCCGGAUACUCGUCGUAUGUUGGUUGAGUACGUGGUGGACCAGUUCGGCUACCACCCCACCGUCACCUUCGAAGGCAAGGCCCAGUACCCUGUUGGACCCGGUCCAAAGCCUGGCUACUACCCCUAGACCACUUACGAUAUCCUCAGCUACUUCCUCAGACCAGCCGGUCUUGGUCUCAUCUCUGCUAGAACUACUACACGACUCACAUCUAUCUCAGCCGUUUCCUCAGACCAGCAGGCCCGGUCCUCAGCAAAGUUACUACCAGUAAACGAACCACAACAAUCUCAGCUUCUUCCUCAGACCAGCAAGCUCUGGUCUCAGCUGUGCUACUACCAGUAUACGACCCACAACAUUCUCAGCUCCACUCUCAGACCAGCAGAUCUUGGUCUCAGCUGAUCUACUACCAGCAAACAAACCAUCUCAGCUGUUCACUCAGAUCACAAACAACAACAAACAUCGGUGUAGAAGCUACA
Molecule: messenger RNA, 965 nt
Organism: Cherax quadricarinatus
Lineage: Eukaryota; Metazoa; Arthropoda; Malacostraca; Decapoda; Parastacidae
Product: pro-resilin-like
Cellular component (GO): extracellular matrix
Source: RefSeq, a predicted model, not a curated record